AGGUUGAAACGAUCGGUGAUGCGUACAUGGUUGUAAGUGGAAUACCAGUAAGAAAUGGUGACCGCCACAUUGUUGAAAUUGCCAAUAUGUCUCUACAUAUCUUAAGCGCCAUCCUAAAGUUCAGGAUUGCCCAUUUCCCCGACAAGAAACUCCAAGCAAGGAUAGGCAUCAACUCCGGACCUUGUGCAGCAGGUGUGGUUGGUCUAACAAUGCCGAGAUAUUGUUUAUUUGGAGACACAGUGAACAUGGCAUCCAGGAUGGAAUCAACCGGCUUACCUUGCAAAAUUCAACUGAGCCCAAAUGCCCUCCAGCAGCUUAAGAUGCACAAAGGAUUUUUCACAGCUGAGAGGGGACCAACCGAGGUUAAGGGUAAAGGCAAAGUUAUAACGCAUUGGUUGACUGGUCACAGUGAAUUCCACAGACCUCUACCAGCAGCUACAAAGGGAGAGUUGGAAGAGUAAUACCAUUGUUUGGCAGACCUGUAUCGAUCAGAGACUUGGGGCUAACUGCAUGGCGUGUAGCCUUGAAUAUGUGACACGUGUUUCGAAAUUAUAUUUACAUUAGAAUUUAGAGUGUAAAUGUGUAUUCAGACAUUAUGAAUUAUAUAUUUGUCAUGAUGAACUUUAAACAAAGUCAAUAUUUCAACCGGUAUUUAUUCGUCGAUAUGAUACCUGGUCUGUAAGCUUACCUAGGUUUUCGUGAAGAGCUAAACACUAAACUGGAG
This is a messenger RNA of Owenia fusiformis, 724 nucleotides long. The record is from the annotation of a GenBank genome assembly. Lineage: Eukaryota; Metazoa; Annelida; Polychaeta; Sabellida; Oweniidae.